UUUAUGUAAUGAUAAUAAAAAAGGAGAAUGUGAUCCUAGGCAUAUAGAAGAUGAUAAAAAAAAUAAAGUUAAUGAUAAAGUGAUUAAUAAUAUGUGUUAUGGAUUGAUGAACUGUAAUGAUGAUUUUAACGAAACGUUCAAAACGAAUAUUCUCAAAAGUUAUCAAAAAAGUAUUUACAAGUUGAUAGAACUAAGAACAAAUGAAAAGAAAAUAAAAAAUUUGGAUAUAACAUCUGAUGUGAAUACAAAGGAUACAUCUCUGAAUGUUUUGUCAACUAAAGAAAUGGUAAAUAAGAAAAAGGGAGGUCCUCCUUUUUUCAAUAAUAAAGGAGAGAUGGGCUUGGAAAGACAUGAUGAUAUGAUAGACAUUUUUGGAGAAGGUAAAAUGAAAGGAAUUAAAAAUACGGUGGAUAAAUAUGACAAGCACAAUAAUAAUAAUAAUAAUAGUAAUAGUAGUAGUAAUAAUUGUUGUAAUGGUAGUAGUAAUAAUUGUUGUAAUGGUAGUAGUAAUAAUUGUUGUAAUGGUAAUUAUGAUAAGGGGAAAGAAAAAAAGAAACAAACGACAGAGAUCAAUAUUUUGAUAAACAAUAUGUGUGAUAUAAAUAACUAUACACAUACAAAUACGCAUUCUGUAAUUAUAAAAGAAGAUUAUGAUAAAUUACAACAAAAUAAGAUAUCUUCAAAAGAUAAUACGUUCAGUGAAUAUUCGUCAUUCGUAUUUAGUUUAAAUAUGAACACGCAGAUAUUGAAAAACAAAUUAUUAGAGAUGAAAAAAAAAAAUGAUUUAGAUAUGUACGGGUGUGACGAAAUAAUGAAGGAUGAAAAUGAGAUUGGUAUGGCCCCUUUAAUGAAAAUUGAUCCGACGAAUAAAAUUGUUAGUAAGGUGGACGGUAGUGUUUUUAGUAAGGUAGAUGGUAGUAAUUUUAAUAAGGUAGACGGUAGUGUUUUUAGUAAGGCGGAUGGUAGUAAUUUUAGUAAGGCGGACGGUAGUAAUUUUAGUAAGGUAGAUGGUAGUAAUUUUAGUAAGGCGGACGGUAGUGUUUUUAAUAAGGCAUAUGGUAGUAAUUUUAAUAAGGUGAACGGUAGUGUUUUUAGUAAGACGGACGGUAGUGUUUUUAAUAAGGCAUAUGGUAGUAAUUUUAAUAAGGUGGACGGUAGUGUUUUUAGUAAGACGGACGGUAGUGUUUUUAGUAAGGCGGACGGUAGUGUUUUUAGUAAGGUAGAUGGUAGUAAUUUUAAUAAGGUGGACGGUAGCGUUUUUAGUAAGGCAUAUGGUAAUAUUUUCAAUAAAAUAAAAGAUGAGGUAGAAAAAUAUGUAGAUCCUUUGCCGUCACAUAUAACAACAGAUGGCAUGAGAAAAAAAAAGUCGGAAUUAUUAUUAUCCAAAGACGGUUCUAUAAUUAUAUCUAAUUUGGAUACUUCACAUUUUGAAAUAAACUUGUCUCAGAGCGAGAUACAAAAUGAAAUGUGUAAGGAAAAUAGUUUUGUUAAAUAUCAACUGGAAAAUAAACUAAUCUUAGAAUUAGAAAAAGAAAUAAAAGACGAAGAAAAAAAUAUUCAAAAUGAACUAGAGGGAAGUAACUGGUCUAUAUAUAUAGAAGAUCUUGAUAAAGAAUUAGUAAUUAAUAAAAAAAGUAGAGAUAUUAAAGAUAAAUAUUGGAUAGAUAAAAAUAAAGAUAACUAUAUGAUGAUAUAUGAAGAUAAUAAAUGUGGAAGAAGAAAAAAAAAGAUAUCACAAAAUAAAUUACUUAUAAAAAAGAAAAGGAUAAAAAUGAGAAAUCAUGAGAAAAAAAGAAGAACUCGUUUUUUUUUUAAAUUAUAUAAAAGAAAUGAUACACAUAAAAAAUUAAGCCCCAUACGGGUUGCACGACAUGUCGAUGUGAAGUUGGAUAAUCUGAAUGAUAAGACUGUCAUGUUAAAAAAUGAAAUAAGGGAUGUGAAAGGAGAGGAUGAUGUAUAUUUUGAUUUUUUAAAUAAAGAUAAUAAUAUGGAAAAUGUGAAAAAUGUGAAAAAUGUGAAAAGUGUGAAAAAUGUGAAAAAUGUGAAAAAUGUGGAAAAUGUAAAAAAUGUGAAAAAUGUGGAAAAUGUAAAAAAUGUGAAAAAUGUAAAAAAUGUGAAAAAUGUAAAAAAUGUAAAAAAUGUAAAAAAUGUGGAACAUAUCGAUAAAUAUAAUAAAAAAGAGGUGAUGAUAAAAAAAAAAGGAGAAUCGAAUAAUGUACCCCCGAAAGAGAAACAUAAUAAUAAAAAGAAUUAUUGUAAUUAUGAUUUGGGAAUGCAUUCAUUACAAAAUAGACAUACAAUUAUUACACCAGAAGUAGCAUCAAAAUUUUUAUGUAAAAACAUGAAAAAUUAUUUUGAUAAGUCUAACAAUUCAAUUGGAAUAAACAAAAUAAGCGCUUCUAAUAUUUUUAGACAUACGAUGUGUGUGACAAGCCAUAUAAAAGGUGAAAACAAAAAUAAUGGAAAUAAUAUUAAUUAUAAAGGACCAGCUUCCAAAACGUUAGUUAAUAAAUUGUUUAUAUCAAAAAAGGAGAGUAAGAGACCUAUUACAUCAUCCAAAAAAAGGGAUGAUGAGAAUAUAAAUGUGAUAAAAAAAAAUAACACAUCAGCUCAAAAAGUAAGUGAAAAAAGAAACAACAACAACAACAAUAAUAAUAAUAAUAAUAAUAAUAAUGUACUAGGAGACAAGAACAAAAAUAAAAAUAACGAUGAACUAUUCAGAAAGGAGAUUAAGAAAAGUACUAUUUCUAAACAAAAAAAAGGGAAGAAUGAAGGAAACACAAAAACUCAUAAAGAUAAUAUUAACAUAUUGAAUGAAGACGUAGACCAUUUCGAACAACCAAGUUUCCAUUUGGAAGUUACCAAAAAAACCAAAAAAAAUAAAAAAAAAUCUAAUGAUAAUAAUAAUAAUAAUAACAACAACAAUAAUAACAACAACAAUAAUAAUAACAACAACAAUAAUAAUAACAACAACAAUAAUAAUAAUAACAACAAUAAUAUUAACAACAACAGUAUUAACAACAAUAAUAAUAAUGUUAGUAUUAAUAAUAAUAGUAAUAAUAAUAAUGGUUUAGAAGAAUAUAAAAAGGAACAUAUUGCUACUAAUGAAAUUAUUCGAGAAUCAGAAAGCGAUUUGUAUGUAAGUUGUGAUGAGGGUUGUUAUAAACAUGGAGAUAUGUGCAAUAUGGAAAUUAUAAACAAUGUGGAUAAUAUACACAAGAUAGAUAAAAAUGGUAAUGAUAUAGAUUAUAAGGAUAAAUCAUUGGAGAAUAAUAAAAAAAAACAGAUGAAAGGUCUCAUCAAAAUAUUACCCUCGUUAUCUACAGAUAAAGAAAAAGAAAAAAAAAAAAAAAAAAAUAUAUAUAUACCAUUAACAAUAGCAAGUAGGAAGACAGUAGCUUAUCCAUUCAAUGACACGACAAAGGAUAUCAAAAAUAAGUUGCAUACUUUAAAAAGAAAUACAUGUGUAACAUAUUGUAAUGUGGAUAAUAUACAGAAUAAAAAAAAAAAAGGAGAGGAUAAAAAAAACAUCAAGAGGGAUCACCAUGUAGGGCUAGAAAAGUUUAUAAAUAAAAAGGACGAUAUAAAUAAAAAGAACGAUAUAAAUAAAAAGAACGAUAUAAAUAAAAAGAAUGAUAUAAAUAAAAAGGACGAUAUAAAUAAAAAGGGCGAUAUAAAUAAAAAGGACGAUAUAAACAAAAAAAAUAAUUAUAAUAAUAAUAGUAAUAAUAACAAUGUUGUGAAAAAAUGCUCAAAGACACAUCAAAAUGAAGAAAAGAUUAAGGGAAAUAUUACUGUUAUAAGAAACAAGUUAAGGGACAAAGGUAAAAAGGAAAAUAUCGGAUUAAAAAAAAAAAAAAUAGAAAGGAAAAACACAACCACACUUUCUACAAAGAAACAUGAUAAUAUUAUAGAUAUAAAGAAAAAGAAUGAAAAAGAAAAUAAAAUGAUAAAGAAUUCCAAAUUUAUAUGUUUAAAAAACAAGGGAA
Messenger RNA from Plasmodium reichenowi, 3989 nucleotides. Its product is annotated as protein kinase, putative. The annotation marks the transcript as partial. The transcript has a single exon. NCBI's taxonomy places the organism in Eukaryota, Apicomplexa, Aconoidasida, Haemosporida, Plasmodiidae. The record is from RefSeq and is a predicted model, not a curated record.